Phlebotomus argentipes is the source of this 717-nucleotide messenger RNA. It is a transcript of the gene mRpS26, whose product is annotated as small ribosomal subunit protein mS26. Lineage: Eukaryota; Metazoa; Arthropoda; Insecta; Diptera; Psychodidae. Gene Ontology annotation, cellular component: mitochondrial small ribosomal subunit. The transcript has a single exon. The coding region runs from base 33 to 686 and encodes 217 amino acids. The record is from RefSeq and is a predicted model, not a curated record.
GUUGCGGUGACAGUUUGAGGUUAUGUAAUAAGAUGUUGCGGGUGGUUUUGAGUACUCUUCCGGAAGGAAUCCCGGUGAAUUCCUGGGCAGGACUGCAGGCCGUACGAUGGCACCGGAAGCCUCGGUGGGUGCCAAUGGCAAAGACUCGCUAUAACAAGGAACCAGUGCGAAAACCAGUGGAUGUUGAGGAAAAAGAAGAAAUGUUACGGCUCUACAACAUGUAUCGCACGCAAUACAGGAGCGUCCGGAAGUUCCUCUUCGCUGAAGUGGCGUCUAAGGAGACACAGAACACAAUCCUGUCGCAAUCUCCAGAGGAGGAGGAAGAUGACAUGAGGAACGCCAUUGCCAUCAAUGAUGAGUGGAACAAAGAAAUUGUCAUGAUUAGAGACCAGAGGCUGGAAAAGCGGCGGAAUGCCAAAACAGAAGACGUCCUGGAGCGCAUAGAAGCGAAGAAGCUCCGCGAUGAGGAGCGUCGCCGGUGGGCAGACGAAAGAGUGCAGCAUGAAAUCGAGAGAUCUAAGCACUUCAUCAAGCGCGAGAAUCUGGAGAGUGCUAUUGAGAAAGCUCUGGACAAUCCCGUAGACUUCAACUUCGCCAUUGACCUCAAUCUGAACAUCUACAGGGGGAAGACCACGGCCACGCCGACGGAGAAGCUUUCCCGGGAAUCAGAGAUGCAGCAGCAAUAGAGAAAAGUAAAAUAAAUCCGUAGAAAUUCUA